Molecule: messenger RNA, 1554 nt
Organism: Lentinula edodes (shiitake mushroom)
Lineage: Eukaryota; Fungi; Basidiomycota; Agaricomycetes; Agaricales; Omphalotaceae
Product: PLC-like phosphodiesterase
Exons: 7
Coding region: 1-1554 (517 amino acids)
Biological process (GO): phosphatidylinositol-mediated signaling; lipid metabolic process
Molecular function (GO): phosphatidylinositol-4,5-bisphosphate phospholipase C activity
Source: RefSeq, a predicted model, not a curated record
AUGAACUCUCAGUUGCACUCUCAACUAAACGAACAUUAUAGGGUUGAUUAUCAGGUCAAUCUUCAUCCGCCGCAAGAUGUGUCUUCUCGCCUGAGCCCUGCAAUUGAAGAAUACAUUCAAAACACAUUGGAGACGGCAAAUGAGCUUUUAAGCAUCCCAAUACUAUCACCAUCGCAGGGGGACGACUCGUAUCCACUUACCCACUACUUCGUCUCAUCCUCACACAAUACGUAUCUCUUAUCAAGACAGCUCGUAGGGCGGGCAUCUGCAGAAUCAUAUACUCAUGCUCUGUCUCGGGGAGCACACUGUGUGGAAAUAGAUGUAUGGCCAAGCUCAAGUCCAGAGGGCCUCGUCGUAACACAUGGAUAUACUUUCACCAAAGGCGUGUCUUUCCGAAAGGUCUGUGAAGCAAUCGGCGCGGGUGUAGAUAACCUUGGCCCCGAUGCGUGGCCGGUUCUGGUCAGUCUCGAAUGUCACGUCGGACCAAAAGGGCAACAAAUCAUGGUCGAUAUCCUCAAGAACGCCUGGGGUGAAAAACUCGUAGAGGGAAAAUUGACAGAUGACUCGGAGCAAGAGGUCAAAGUGUCACCUCGCGAAUUAAAAGGAAGGAUUAUAUUAAUGGUGGAAUAUUAUGCACCAAGCAACUUUGCUGAAGUCGAAGCUGAAGAAGAGCUUGAGGAGCUUGACCCUGACCAAGAGGAAGAAUCAACCACUUCCGACAGCAUCGUCGAAGGGGAAGAUCUACCGCAAGUCCUUGUUGGAGAGAUUGAACGAGGGAAAAUAUCAGACGAGCUUGCAGCCCUCGGCUACUAUGCACGCAGUUGGAAACCUACUAAGGGUUGGUUGCAACAAGAACUUAUCGAUCCUCGUCAUAUCCUCAUCAACAUCUCCGAAUCUAAAAUCCUUUCUCUAUUACCGACACAACUUGACCCUCUCAUCGAGCACGGCCGCCUACAUCUACGUCGCAUCUUCCCCAGAGGAACGCGUAUUCGAUCUAGUAACAUGGAUAUCUUGAAAUUGUGGCGAAAUGGAUCACACGUUGUGAGCUUGAAUUGGCAAACAUUCGAUACUCCGAUGCAGAUAAACGAGGCAAUGUUUGUCGGUAGCCCAGGAUGGGUGCUCAAACCUAAAGCCCAGAGGUUGCUGAAUCCAGAUUCGAGGAAAUUUGGGUUCAGUGCCGAGAUCGUUGGGAUCAGCUCUUUACUGCCAUCAAAAGACUACCAGGACAAAACUUACAAAGCGUAUGUCGAAGCAGAGUUAUUCCACGGUGUACAGGAUCAAAAUUGGAAGUCCAAGACUGUAACAACAACAGAAGAGGGAGACGCUGUGUGGAAUGAAGCACUAGAAUGGGAGUUUAAUCGUGAUGAGCUAGCCUUCCUUCGCCUUCGCGUUCGCGAAAAUCGUAGCUUCGAAAAGGAUCUAGAUUUGGCUGUGUUUUGUGCGCGCAUAGAUGACCUGCAGCAGGGAUGGGGUCUGGUACAUAUGUUCAACAUGGACGGAAAAGCAUCAGGUGCAACACUGCUUGUAAAAUUUGAAGUAACUGUCCAUGAUUGA